AUGCACUCGAAGAACUUGGAGUUAAUCCGUAUGCAGAUGAAUACGAGGGAGAAAUACAAGGUCAACGACAAGACCUACAGGGCCACAGCUGCUAGCUUUUCCUUUUCACUUAAUCCGAAAGACGGUGUCAUCAUUGGUCUGAACCGAGAGAGCCCCAAAGCAACGGGAAAACAACAGGAGCCACCAGUUUCAGAUGACCAGAUGCCGGAACUUACCCAGUUUUCUGACGUGGUGUGGCUGAGUUGGGAUGAUAUGGUCAAAGAGAAGAAUGGCGAUCUUAAAAACAUUCGAUAUCUCAUCUCAGUUUUGGUCGUCAACAGGGAGACGGUCUCAGUUGUACUGAGAGCAUCGGAAAACAGGGGAUGGGGAGUAGACGAUUGGCCAGGUCAUAUAUUCGAGGAUGGGUCGCCAGAGAUGCAUGCAAUCAUCGGUAAGUCUCGAUCAUUUCAGGAGGGGUUGUAA
Molecule: messenger RNA, 462 nt
Organism: Alternaria postmessia
Lineage: Eukaryota; Fungi; Ascomycota; Dothideomycetes; Pleosporales; Pleosporaceae
Exons: 2
Coding region: 1-462 (153 amino acids)
Source: RefSeq, a predicted model, not a curated record